GGCGUCGGCGUCAUGGCGGCCUCCACGCUGGGCUCGGCCUGGGGCCCGCUAUGGCUCCGCGUUCCCGGCCUCUGUUGCUGCCGGCCGCUCCGGGACCCGUGGGCGCGCGCACGGCGGCUUCCGGAGCCCGCGGGGUCCGGACGGAGCGUGGCCGCGGUCAGCGGGCCUGGCGCCUCGGGUACUGACCGCUACUGCUUGGAGCUGCUGCGGAAACGAGAUUAUGAAGGCUAUUUAUGCUCCCUGCUGCUCCCUGCAGAAUCCAGAAGCUCUGCUUUUGCGCUGAGAGCCUUCAAUGUGGAACUGGCUCAGGUUAAGGACUCCGUCUCUGAGAAAACAAUUGGACUGAUGCGAAUGCAGUUUUGGAAAAAAACUGUGGAUGAUAUAUACCGUGACAGUCCACCACAUCAGCCUGUGGCCAUUGAACUAUGGAAGGCUGUCAAAAGACAUAAUCUGACUAAAAGAUGGCUUAUGAAAAUCAUUGAUGAAAGAGAAAAAAAUUUGGAUGACAAAGCAUAUCAUAAUAUCCAGGAACUGGAAAAUUAUGCUGAAAACACACAGAGCUCUCUUCUUUAUCUAACACUAGAAAUACUGGGUAUAAAGGAUCUGCAUGCAGAUCAUGCCGCAAGUCACAUUGGAAAAGCACAAGGCAUUGUCACUUGCUUGAGAGCAACGCCCUAUCAUGGUAGCAGAAGAAGAGUGUUCCUUCCCAUGGAUAUUUGUAUGCUGCAUGGUGUUUCACAAGAGGAUUUUCUACGGAAGAGCCAAGAUAAAAAUGUGAGAGAUGUGGUAUAUGACGUUGCUAGCCAGGCACACUCGCACCUAAAGCACGCUAGGUCCUUCCACAAAAGUGUUCCUGUGAAAGCAUUUCCUGCUUUUCUUCAGACAGUUGCUCUGGAGGACUAUUUAAGGAAAAUUCAGCAAGUGGAUUUUGAUAUAUUCCAUCCAUCUUUACAGCAGAAGAAUACUUUACUUCCAUUAUCUUUGUAUAUUCGGUCAUGGAGAAAAAGAUAUUAAAAUAAUUUCAUGGCACUGAUAUUUACUUUUAUUAGUUUUAGAAAAGUUUACUUGUUUAGGGUUCUUGUUUACAGACAACAGGAACUGUUUAAGGAGAAAAUUAACUUACUGGAUGAGUGCAUAGGUCAUAGAAUUGAUGAGAAGUUGCUUUGAGGCCACAGUGCCAAGAUUCUGCCACAGGCACCGCCCUUGUCACCAGCAGCCCAGACAGUGUCUGCUGUGCCAUCCUGGUAGAGUCGGAGCCCCAGGACAGAGCAUUGUUUUAGCUGUGCUUAGGCUGCAGGCCAGGCUUCAGCCAUCAGAGGGCAGGGGGAAGGUAUGUCUCCUCCAUUCUUCACCCUUAGAAAAGCAUGGGGAAGGGGCUCAAGUAGUACUAGGUUUGCAUGCUGAGCAGCCAAAACCCAUGUGUCGAGGGCAGCUGGGAAAUGCGUUUAUUUAGAGAUCGUGAAGAGUGAAGUUAGUAUUUGAGGAGUGUCGGUCGCUAUGCUGAGGGCCUUAUUAUAUCUCUAACAUUUAAUCUUACCACCCUGUGACAAUUUGUCCAUGAUGAUAAAAUAACUUCGUUAAACUAACAAAAUUGUAUUGAACAUUUAUUAAGGGGAUACUACGUUUUUGGAAACUAAUAUACUAGUUGAGCUUCCCAGUAAAAAUCUCUGUGCUGUAUACUUUCAUCAGUGUUCUCAUCUGAUCUUCAAAACUGUAUGAAACAAGGAACGUUUCUGGUAAUUAAAAAUUUUUAAUUAUAAAAUACAUACUAAUUGCAAAAAACGCAAUUGUUUGCAUUGCUGGUAGUUGGCAGAUCUGGACGCUGAAUGAGUCUCUGACUCCGAAGACUAGAAUUAUGCCCUAGUUUCCUUUUCCUGUCUUUUUUAGUGAUCUUGUCUCCUGUCCACUCUCACCUCUAUUGUACCAUUUCUCUGUCCCAUCUCAGGCCGUUGGUUUCUGCUAUGAAUUAGUGUCUCCUUCAAUUGUGAAUUACUGAUGGCUUAAAAUAUUACAUUUUUGCAGAUAAAACCGAAACUGAGAGCUGCUUGAGGGCAAGAAUAUGUUGUUUUAUUCUUCUUGGGAUUCCGCCAGCACCUAGUAUGGCUUCUGAUUUAGAGCAAGUGGAGAUUAAUAAGUGUAUAAAUGAAUGAUCAUAUAAUGCAGUUGUUUACAUUCGUGUACUUUUGGUUUUUACUGAUGCUGAAAGAAUAUUCUCUUAUUUAAUCCUGUGGCUUUAGAGAGAUAAAGCUUAUCUAAAAGAGGAAAAUCCAAGGAAAUGGGACACAUUUCCCCUUGGGAUUCUGAAUGGUCCAGAGUGGAAAAGUUCAUUAGAGAUAGUCUUUUUUAUUAGUAAGCAUGGUCUGUGGGUCUUACUAGGUUAAAUCUGACAGCAACCAGCUGCUGAGCAUCUUAGUUCCUGUCCAAGAGGGGUUAAAAAGAAGGGUUUAAGCACUCAACUGGAUUUUUUACUGGCUCAAAAGCCAAUUUACUAUAAUUUCAAAAUACUUUCUAAGCCAUUUUAAAUUUGAUGCUUAGAGAUUUGGAUGAACUAAAGUUUUCAGUCUCGUAGAGAUUAAGAUAGGGUCUUAUUCAGUGACCUUUACUGUACUAUUAAUUUCCUGGCAUAAAAGAUACUCCCCUAGAUGGUGCCAACAUUGUUUUUCAUUUUUCAGAUCUUUUUUUAUUAGCGCAUUUAAAGGAGUCAGAUACAUUUUCCAUUUUGGGUGGGGGAAGGUGUUUGGGUGCAUUGGGUCUUUGGUGCUGCACGUGGGCUUUCUGUAGUUGUGGCAGGCGGGGGCUACUCUUCGUUGUGGUGCACUGGCUUCUCAUUGCGGUGACUUCUGUUGUGGAGCGUGGGCUCUAGGCAUGCAGUCUUCAGUAGUUGCAGCACACGGGCUCAGGUGGUUGUGGCGUGCGGGCUCUAGGGUGCACUGGCUAAAGUAAUUGUGGUGCACAGGCUUCGUGGUUGUGGCUUGCGGGCUCUAGAGCGCAGGCUCAGUAGUUGUGGCACAGGCUUAGUUGCUCUGCUGCAUGUGGGAUCUUCCUGGACCAGGGAUCAAAUCCGUGUCCCCUGCAUUGGCAGGCGGAUUCUUAACCACUGCGCCACCAGGGAAGGCCCAAAGGAAUCAGAUACAUUUUCAAACCAUUUAAGAUGUAUUUUGCUAUUGAAUAGGUGGAGAGCAACAGAUAACAAAUGUUAAGUGUUAGUCUCAAUGUAGAUAAAGUUGCUUAUCGUAAAAUACAUUUGAGUAGUUCCCAGUUAGCUGGCAUUAUUUUUUCUCUCCUUUUGAUUAAAUCUCUCCUUUUGAUGAAAUUAAAUUAUUCUUGAGAAAUACAACAGCAGUUAACACUUAGCAUGAACUUGGAUAGGUGAUGUGCUCUGUGCUCCUAUGCUUUAAUAUUCACAGAGAAGUACGUCUUUAUUUCCAAAGGAUAAAACUGCCUCAGUUCAAGGUCACACAGCCAUUAGAACUAGAGCUGGAUGCCAAACCCACAUUAGUUCAAUGCCAAAGCCCAUAACCCAUAUAUAUUUUUUUACCACUCUUGAGAUUGUAAAAUAAACAGCCAAGUUUAAAAGCUCAAGGGCACAACUUUUUUCCAGAAAUAAGUAUUACUGCAUCAAUUUAGGUACAAAUUAGGUUAAAAAGUAUAAUUACUACAUAAAUUCCAGCUACAAAUUAGAGAAGUAAAUAGGCAGCUGAAAUAGAUAUUAAGUGCUAGUCACUGGGUAUAUACAGGAGGGACACAUAACCACUUUGGAGGUCAAAGGUUUCCCAGAGCAGCGAGCAUGUGAAGAGUUUCAGGAAGGUUGGGUAGGAGGCAGGGUUUGGGGAGGGGGGUGCAGAUGUUGUGGGAGGUCCUGGCUGAGGAAACAGUAGGAACAAAGGCCAGGAGGCAGAACCAAUAGCCUCUAUCAAGACUCUCAACUUCUUAGCUUCAACUUACUUAAGUAAAAAGAAUAUAAUGUAAUGUCCAGAGUUCUUUGGAAAGUUGUGAAUAAAAAGUGGCCACAUCUCCUGGUCUAGUAAACGUUUUGAAUUAAGAUCACUGGCUUGGGAGUUUAUAUUUUGCCUGUUUCACCAAAGGCCUAAGUGUCCUUGGAUUUGUUUUAGCUCAUAUAAAUAGGACUUCUCUGAAGACAUGGCUUGAUCGAUUGCCUUGUCCAAAAAGAUCCACAGAGUUGUAAACAUUACGCUGGCAGUUACUGAAAACAAAACAAAACAUUAUCCUACUGUUGGGAGGACAAAUAAACCACAUACACCCAAAAUUGGGAAGGAUGUUGGAGGUGGACUGGAAGGAAGGGAGAGAGAUGGGAGUGAUUGUGAAAUACCUUAAGUAACUUGAACACUUAACUCUACCUGCUUUUUCCUAUAAUGAACAUGUAUUUCUUGGGGUAUAACUGCAAAUUCUUUCUAAAGAAUUAGGACCUUCAAAUGAGAAAGAUGGUGAUAAGCAAAGAAUAUGAUGAAGUUCAUGGAAUGGUGAACAGAUAGAUUGACAGACUUUUACAUCAAGUCUGUUUAUACCAAUUAAAAGAGUUUGUUCGACAACAAAAAGGAAUAUUUGGUACAUUACUGAAUACGUAACUUAUGUAGUAUAAGCUGAAUAAAGGAAUUUGGAAAGUUUGGAUACAGAGCAGUACUAUGAAGUACUUCUUUUAAGAGUGUGGGCUCUGAAGGAGCCUGACUGGGUUCAAGUCCCAGUUUCACCACCCUAAUAGCUGUGUAACCUCAGCAAGCUACGAGAACCCUCCCGUGCCUCAGUUGUUCCAUUUGUAAAGUGGGCAAAAUCAUAAUAUCAACCUCAACAGUUGCUGGGAGGAGUGAGUUAAUACAUGUAAAGUGCCUGGAAGAGGAACCUACAUGUAGUAAACAUUAAACAGUAUUGUUAAUCUUAGCAUACAGAAGUCACAAACUGGCAGCCUGAACCAAAUCAGGCCUGCAGGCAUAUUUUGUUUUUCAGGCAUUUGAAAAAGAGUGAGAAACUGACUGUCUUUAGAUAGAACAAGUAUUCUCCAUUUGGCUACAGGUCUCAGCGUGAGGUAUUAUCUCACAGCCAACCUGAUUCAUAAAUUCAUGUUACGUGCUUACUCUGUAAGCACUCAAGUUUGCAAGCGGUGGUUUAGGAGAAUUUGUGGAUGAUGGGUAAAUAACAAGUGAUUGCCAACUGGAGGCUAGUUUCACUAAGCAUAGCCAUGCUUUCUCCCCGAAAACCAACUGUAUUUUAACUAUUGUUUACACAUGUGUCCCUCACUCAGAGUUCCUUUGAGUGCAAGACAAUGUUCUGUUCAUCUUUGUGUCCCCAGAACCUAUCAUAGAUCCUGAUGCUGCUCCGUAAACCUUUGUGGUCUGAAUCCACAAGCUGUAGUAUAAGGCGAGUAGUGGGCUCCGAGGAAACAUUAAUGGGUUGGGGCUGAUGUGUGCAGGACCUAUCAGCCUGGGAGGUCAUGUCAGAGGUGUGGUGGGUAGACUGUAUAUGGUGUUCAGACAACUAGAUUGUCAGGUGCAACUGGAAAGCAGAGUGUGAGGAGGGAAAAGUAAGGCUGGAGAGAUAAAUCAUAGACACGUUAAGGUGUUUGGAUUUGAAGAAUGGCACGAGAUUUGGAAAUAAAUUACAAAUGGUCCAUAAUACGUACAUUUUGUAUAUAUGCUCAUGAAUAUUAUUUGCAUUAUUUCUAGUGUAAUCAUAUCUUUGAUAAGCAUACCUUUUGGGUCAGAUAUGAGAUAGAAUAUUUUUAUUCUUUUUUUUUUGUUUGUUUGUUUUUUUGUUUUUUUGGCACACGGGCUUAGUUGCUCCGUGGCAUGUGGGAUCUUCCUGGAGCAGGGAUCGAACCCAUGUCCUCUGCAUUGGCAGGCGGAUUCUUAACCACUGCGCCACCUAGGAAGCCCAUUUAUUCUUAUUUGUUAAGUGUGUGGGUUGACUUUUUAUUACCCUGUACAAAUACUGUUUUCCUUUGAGUCACUCUUCUCUCAUUAAGCAGUCCUGCCUUGGUGUUCUGUGUGUUUUCCUUUUUAUUUUUAAUCACGAUUAAUCGUCCCAGCUGCUUAGUUAUGUAAUAAUAUCCUGUGUGUUUAAAAAAGACCUACAGAUUGAAUUUCUCAGAGAGCAAAUUUUAGAGCUUUUUAAAACCACAAGAUCUCUUUUAUGGGUACUACAAAGAUUCCUUAGAACUCAACAUUAAUGGUUUGAGAAGCUAUUUUUACUAUAUUUUACAUUUGUUUCUUGUUGCAGUGGUUUUAUCCUGUGUUAAUCUUCUAAGUGGACUAAUAAGCUGAGAAAAUUCUCACUCAGUCAACAUAAAGACAUCUCCUCCACUCCCUUCUUAUAAGCUAUUCCAUGUGGUCGUUGAAUUAGAUCUGUUUGAAUCUUGGUUUGAGGGAGUGUAUAAUACUCUCUUUACUGAAAGAUCAUUUUCUAAAAUUAAUGUAUUUAUUUUCUUCUUAUGCAAGUAACUUACAUGUGCUCAUUGCAAAAAUCUUAGGGAAAAAAUAAACACAAAAGCAUAAAGGAAAGACAUUUUUAAAAUCAACUAUAAUUUUACCGGGUAAGAGAUAACCACCAUUAACAUUUUAGUCUAUGUCCUUCCAGUUUUUUCCUUGGUAUGCAUAUAAUAUACAAAAUUGGUGUAUUCUGUAUAGUGUUUUUUAGUCUGCAUUUUAGCUUAGUAAUACAAUUUGAAAAAGAUCAUAUUGGAAAAAUAGUUUUUAUUCUAUAGAACAUUAUUUUCAUUUAGUGGGAAAUGUUAUCUCUCUUAUUUUGCAACUGUAAUCCAAAUGUACCUAAGGCCUCCAGAUUAUCUGGUAAUAUAAUAUAAUCUGGUAGUUUGAAGAGAUGUUUGCGGUGGAUGGAACCAUGUGGCUAUAGCAGAUGUCUACCACCUACUGUUUUAUGAACCAGCAUAUCUCUCAUUUCUGAAAUAAUUUGAGCUGGAGCUGGGGAAACAGACACACAGAUGGCAAGAGAUGUGAGUCUCAAGAACCACUUGUGGCUGUGUUUUCAGCCAUAGGGAAAUCUGAGAAAUGAAAUUCCUAUUUAGAAAGAAGUAGAAAUAAAAGAGAGUGGAAGAGGAAGUCCUAAAGACAUCUAAUUCAUGGUACCAUUGUCUCUGAUUUCCACUGGCACCCCUUGUCCUGCAAGCAGUUUGGUUUUAUGGGCCUUCCAGGAAAUUCCUCCCUUUUGCUUAAGCAAGUUUGAGUUGAAUUUCUGUCACUCAUAACCAGAGCAAUCUGGUCAGUUGAGAGGCUGAGAACUUGAAGAAAUGAAAUGUAUGUGUAUAUAUCCUUUGCUGAAUAACAGGCUCAAAUUUCAUCUUGCUGCUGGGUGACAGUAGUGAUCAAAUGUGUGCUUAUGAGUUUAUGUUUGUGUGCCCAGAGAAGGUAAAUGACAAACUUUUAUCAGAACCACUGUGCAUGUGCCUUAGUUAAUGUAAGAAAUUGCCUAGAGACAUGGAUGGACCUAGAGACUGUCAUACAGAGUGAAGUAAAUCAGAAAGAGAAAAAUGGAUAUUGUAUAUUAAUGCAUAUAUGCGGUAUCUAGAAAAAUGGUAAGGAUCAACUGGUUUGCAAGGCAGAAAUAGAGACACAGAUGUAGAGAGCAAACAUAUGGACACCAAGCGGAGAGGUGGUGGUGGGGGGGUUGGUGUGGGAUGAUUGGGAUUGCCAUAUAUACAUUACUAAUAAGAAAAAAAUACCAAAACUGUACACUUUAAAUAGAUGCAGUUUAUUGUAUGUCAAUUAUACCUCAAUAAAAGUUCUUAAAAAAAUAAAAUGUAAGGGAACACAGUGGAAAAAGAAAAGAGAAAUUGCCUAUAGAAGUGAAAUAUAAACAGUACUGGUCAGUUAGGAAAAAGAAUUUAGGCUUAAAUUGGGGAGCUUCCAAUAAGCCAUUAUUUGGACCAACCUUUUGUGAAAACAUCUGUGAAUGUGAAAGUAUCUUCUCUGUAUAUCCAGAUUUUCAUAACUUUGGUUUAUUUAAAGUGAGUGCCUCCCCUGCCUUGAUUUGCUGUGCUCCAUUUAGGCAAGGAAGAAAGGAGUUAUCAGUUACAGCAGAUGCAGCCAGCAUCAUUCCCAAAGAACGUGAAAUAAAUUUUAUUUGAAAUCUUUGCUUUUGAUAAAAUAACUCCAAAACCCCCCAACAUUUAUAUCUAGAUAUUUAAAGUAUCAGUAGAUCUGAUUAGUGGAUUUUUUGAAAUGUGAAAUUUGGAUAUAACCUUAUCUUUGCAUACGUUCUGUGAGCAAUUGAAAAGGAUAUGUAUUCUGCUGUUGUUAGGUGAAGUGUUAUAAAUGUCAGUUAAAUCCUGUUGCUUGAUGAUGUUCUGUAUCCUUGCUGACUCCAUGUCUAUUUGUUCUAUCAAUAGUUGAGAGAGGGAGGGCCUUCUCUGGUGGUCCAGUGAUUAAAAGACUCCAUGCUCCCAAUGCAGAGGGCCCGGGUUCGACCCCUGGUUGGGGAACUAAGAUCCCACAUACAGCAACUAAGCCCAUGCACUGCAACUAGAGAAGCGUGCGUGCUGCGACAAAGAUCCAGCAUUUGCAGCCAAAAUAAAGUAAAUAAGUACAUAAAAAUAAAUACAUGAUUGAAUCUAUGUAAAAAAGUUGAGCGAGGGAUGUUGAAUUCUUCAACUAUAAUUGUGUAUUUGUCUAUUUCUUUUAAUUCUGUCAGCUUUUGCUUCACAUAUCUUGUAGCUCUGUUGUUUAGUGCCUCCAUCAUAUUUAGUAUUGAUAUGUCUCCUUGGUGAAUUAAUCCUUUUGUCAUUAUUUCAUGUCCCUCUGAAUCCCUGGCAAAUUUCUUUGCUCUUAAGUAUACUUUAUUGAUAUUAUUUUAGCCACUUCUGCUUUCUUUUGAUUAACGUUUGGAUGAUAUGUCUUUUUCUAUCCUUUUACUUUCAACCUAUCUAUAUAGUCAUAUUUAAGUGAAUUUAUUUUUCUUUUUUUUUAAAUUAAUUAAUUUAUUGGCUGAAUUAGGUCUUUGUUGCUGCACGUGGGCUUUCUUUAGUUGCAGUUAGUGGGGGCUACUCUUUGUUGCAGUGUUCGAGCUUCUCACUGUGGUGGCUUCUCAUUGCGGAGCACGGGCUUUAGGCAUGCAGGCCUCAGUAGCUGCAGCACAUGGGCUCAGUAGUUGUGGCUCAUGGGCUUAGUUGCUCCACGGGAUGUGAGAUCUUCCUGGCCCAGGGCUCAAACCCAUGUCCCCUGCAUUGGCAGGCGGAUUCUUAACCACUGUGCCACCAGGGAAGUCCUAAGUGAGUUUCUUGCAGACAGCAUUCAGUUGGGUCAUAUUUUCUAAUCCAUUUUGCCAACCUCUGUCUUUCAGUUGGUAUAUUUAGAUUGUUUAUGUUUAGUGUAAUUAUUGAUGUUAGAACUUAAGUCUGCCAUUUUCUGUUUGUUCUGUUUCUUAUUCUUCUGUUUCAUUUUUCUUGCUUUUUUUAUGGAUUACCUGAACAUUUUUUUGAAUUCUAUUUUUAUUUUUCUAUGCUUUUAUUUUAAUGUUUAAUAUUUUAUUUAUUUAUUUAUUUAUUUAUUUAUUUAUUUUUGGCUGCAUCAGGUCUUAGUUGCGGCAUGCAGGCUCUUCAUUGCAGUGUGUGGGCUUCUCUCUAGUUGUGGCACAGGCUUCAGAGUAUGAGGACUGUUUGUUGUGGUGCACAGGCUCUCUAGUUGUGGCACACGAGCUCCAGAGUGCAUGGGCUCAGUAGUUGAGGCACACAGGCUUAGUUGCCCCGCAGCAUGUGGGGUCUUAGUUCGCCAGCUAGGAAUUGAACCCACUUCCCCAGCACUGGAAGGUGGAUUCUUACCACUGGACCACCAGGGAAGUCCCUAAUAUUAAUUUUAUAAUUAUAUUAAUCUGUACAUUCUCCUAUGGCUGUAGUGUUUUUGAGUGUAUCUCUUUGUAGCUUUUUUAGUAGUUGCUCCAGGUAUUACUUUACAUAUCUUUAAUUUAUUACAGUCUAAUGGUGUCAGUAUGUUAUCAGUUCAAGUCAAGUGUAGAAACCUUGUCUCCCUUUACAUUUCUUUGCCUUCUCCUGCUUAUAACUGUCUUAAAUAUUUCCUCUACAUAUAUUUAGAACCACAUCACACAGUGUUACAAUUUUUGUUUUAGUGAUCAAACAUAAUGUAGAAAACUUAAGAGGAGAAGGAAACAUAUUUACUCAUAUUUUUUACUCUUUCUAUGCUAUCUUCCUUUUUUUGGUAUUCCAGGAUUGCUUCCGUCUCCAUUUCCUUUCUGUUUAGAGAACUUCCUUUAGCUAUUUUCUUAAGGUAAGUCUGCUGAUGAUGAAUUUUCUUAGUUUUUCUUCAGCUGAUGUCUUGAUUUCUCCUUCAUUCUUGACGGAUAGUUUCACUGAAUAUAGAUUUAUGGGUUGGCAGUUCUUUUAUUUCAGCACUUCAAAGCUGUUAUGCUACUCCCUUCUGGCUUCUGUGGUUUCGAAUGAGAAAUCCGCUAUUAUUGAAGUUGUUUCUCUUCUUUAUAUAAGGUAUUGUUUCUCUCGGCUUUCAAGAUUUUUUUGUCUUUAGGGGUUUUUGUUGUUUUUGUUCAAAUUUUAUUAUUAUAUUCAGUGGCAUAAAAUUACAUUAAAUAUAAGAAGAAAUACUGUGUUUAGUUUUGAGAAGUUUAACUUGGUAUGGGAUUUCUUUGGGGUUUAUCCUGUUUGUGAUUUACUUAUAUCUUGUGAUUUACUUACAAUCUGUAGGCUUAUGUCUUUUGCCAGGUUUGGAAAAUUUUCAGUCAUUAUUUCUUCAAGUAAUUUUUCAGCCUUGCUCUCUUUAUCCUCUCCUACUGGGAUUCAGACAACAUAAAUCUUAGACUUUUGCUGUGGACCCAUAGAUCCCUGAGGCUAUGUUCAUUUUUAAUUUUUUUCCCAGUCUAUUUUCUCUGUAUUGUUCAAAUUGGGCAAUUGCUAUUGCUCUAUAUUCCAGUUCACAGAUUUUUUUUUCCCUCUGACCCCUCCAUUCUGCUGUUGAGCCAUCCACUGAAUUUUUAACUUUAGUUGUAUUUUUCAGUUCUUAAAUGUCUACUUGUUCUUCUUUACAUCUUCUGUUUCUGUGCUGAGACUUCCCAUUUCUUUGCUCACAUUUUCUAUUUUUUUCAUGUUUGAAGCACAUUCAUAAUUGCUUGUUGAAGCAUUGCUGAGACAGCUGCUUCAGAAUCUUUGUCAGAUAAUUGUAAUAUCUCUCUCAUUUUAGUGUUGGCCACUACUGGUGAUCUGUCUUCUUUCAAGUUUAGAUUUUCCUGAUUCUUGGUGUGUUGAGUAAUUUUCAGUUGAAAUCUGGACAUUUUGGAUAUUAUCAGUAUGUUAUGAGACUCUGGAUCUGACUUAAACUUUCUGUUUUAACUGGCUCUUCUGAUUCCUGCCAGAGGAAGGGAGGGGCACUACCUUGUUACUUCCAGGUUGGAGUAGAAGUCCAGAUUCACCACUUGACCUCUGUUGACACUGGAGAGGAAAGGGCUCCUAGUUACUGCUGGGCAGGGAUGGAUCCACCAAUACAUAUUGCUCUGGCUGGGAGGGGAAGGACUGCCUUGUUACUGCUCCCCAUGUGGCCACUACUGACACCAUAGGAAGAUGGCCUCAUUAUCUCUGGGCAGUGGUGAAAAUCCUGACUCCACUCGGCCUCCUUUGACACCAGCCCAGCGGGGACAGAGAGGGGUGCCUUGUUACUGCUGCCGUGGGUAGAGUUCAGAUGCCUCUCUCCACUGACACAUAGGGGCAGGCCCCAUUACUGUCAGGUGGGGAUAAAAGUCCAGCUCCCUAUGGGCUUCUCUAAUACCAUCUCAGUGUGUGCGUAUGGGGGGUGGGGAGGUGCAGUUGGGGUCCUUUGAUAUAGCCCACUGAGCAGGAAGUCUAGGCUCCCACUCCCUCUUUGCUGGUGUGGGUGGGAGUGGAGCCACCAUUUUUUCUGUGGCUUUUGGCUGGAAUAAGUGGUUACUGUUUAAAAGUUUUUACUCUUGGUAGGCUGCCCCUUUCCUGGUCUUUUGAUUUUUAUUGGGGACUGUUUGUUUCCUCCUUUUGGCAUUUCUCGGAUGCCAGUUUUUCAGCUCCAAGUCUGGGAACCAUGAAGCUAAAAGAUAACCCAGGGAACUUAUCACCAGGUUGUGCCUCAGAUCCCAAAUUCCCUAGCCUCUCUGUCUUCUCUCCACCUUUCAGAGUCUUCUUAUGCCUUAUAUACGAUGUCCAGGGUUUUAAGUUGUAACUAGUGGGGACAACAGGGAAAAAGUACAUCUACUCCAUCUUCCUGGAAACAGAAUUCAAGAUAUAAUUUUAAAAUAUUAGUCGGCUGCAUGUUUUUGAAAUAGUACAGAGAUCUAUUUAUCACUGUUAUGUUAACUCCCCCCCACUAGAACUGUGGCACAUGGUAGGAACCUAGUAAUACUCAGUGACUGAAUCUCUGCUUCAGCAAUGAGAAAACUUAGGGACUUAAGUAAUUUCUUCUUCUUCAGCUGGUAAUGGGAAGAACUAGGAUUUGAACUUGGUCAGUCUGGUCCUAAAGCCUGAGCUCUCAGAAGCAUCACUGGGGCGCUCAUGAAAUUCAAGGCCUCUUUUGUUCUUUAGGAGAGGGAGCCCCCCACUUGAGACAGUGACACCAUGACAUUUUUCUACUGAAUUAACAAUGUCUUUACAUUCUACAAGCAAAUGCCAGAUGUUGUCACUCUCUUUCCUUCUAUUCACUGCCAAGCUUCCUGCCUAGUGUCCUAAUUACUCCUUAAUUCCUGUGCAGAUGGGGUUCCCUCCAAAUUCUCUUCUGCAACUGCCUUUUUUUAGCCCCAGAGGCCAAAUGUAACAAUGCCUUCCCAAUUAUCACCCUUUAAAAUUUUUCUGCAGUGUUUCCUAAUGCUAUUCACCACUUCCCAAACUUCUCCCUCCUCUUGACUUCCAUGAUCCUUCACUUUUUUUUUUUUUUUUUUUUUGCUGUGCGCAGGCUUUCUUUAGUUGCAGUGAGUGGGGGGCUGCUCUUCAUUGUGGUGUGCGGGCUCUAGGCGCAUAGGCUUCAGUAGUUGCAGCACAUGAGCUCAAUAGUUGUGGCUCACAGGCUCUAAAGCGCAGGCUCAAUAGUUGUGGCGCACGGGCUUAGUUGCUCCGCGGCGUGUGGGAUCUUCCUGGAGCAGGGGUAGAACCUGUUUCCCCUGCAUUGACAGGCGGAUUCUUAACCACUGCACCACGUAGGAAGCCUGAUCCGUCACUUUCUUGAUUUGCCCUCCAUCCCACUAAUUACUUUCUGACUGAUUUUUACUCCCACCCUCUGAAUGGUAGAAUUCCUCAAGAUUCUUCCUUUCCUGUCAUUGUCCACAGUCUCAUUCUCAGAGAGCUUAUCCAAGCUCACAACCUCAACAAGCCUGGUAAAUACACUCAUUCAUUCAGUGUUCAUUUAUUAAGCACCUGCUGUGUACCUGGCAUUGUUCUAUAGCAGGGAACAAGGUAAAUAAGGUCAUUAUCCUCAUGGAGUUUAUAUUCUAGGGGAAGACGCAGAGAGCAAAAAAACAGCAACAAUAAAUCAGUUAGUUAUGGAGCCAUAUGACAUUUCAACAAUAUCAAUCAAACUUAUAAACUUCCAUGUACAUAAUCUCAAUUAUCUGUUAAUUCUAAAAUUACCGAGAGUGGGACUUCCCUGGUGGUGCAGUGGUUAAGAAUCCACCUGCCAAUGCAGGGGACACAGGUUCAAGCCCUGGUCCAGGAAGAUCCCACAUACCAUGGAGCAACUAAUGCCGUGUGCCACAACUACUGAGUCUGCACUCUAGAGCCUGUGAGCCACAGCUAUUGAGCCCACAUGCCACAACUCCUGAAGCCUGCAUGCCUAGAGCCUGUGCUCCGCAACAAAAGAAGCCACUGCAAUGAGAAGCCUGUGCACUGCAACGAAGAGUAGCCUGCACACAGCAACGAAGACCCAACUCAGCCACUAAAUAAAUAAAAUGAAAUAAAAUAAAAUAAAAUAAAAUUACCAAGAGUGCGAAUUGUGUUAUUUUCAUAAAACUAAUGCCACCACCUUAUUUUUCUGUGUCAGGUUUACUUUAAAGAUGUGUUUUAGGACUUCCUGGUGGCACAAUGGUUGAGAAUCCACCUGUCAGUGCAGGGGAUAUGGGUUCGAUCCCUGGUGCAGGAAGAUCCCACAUGCCGUGGAGCAACUUAAGCCUGUGUGCCACAACUACUGAGCCUGUGUGCUGCGUCUACUGAAGCCUGCACAUCUAGAGCCAGUACUCUGCAACAGGAAAAGCCAGCACAAUGAGAAGCCCACACACACCGCAACUAGAAAAAGCCCUUGUGCAGCAACAAAGACCCAAUACAGCCAUAAAUAAAUAAAAAUAAAAUAAAAGUGUGUUUUCACAUAGUUGGUGAUUUUUAAAAUCUGUGGAUUUAAAAAUAUUGCUAAAAAAAUAAAAUAAAAAUGUUG
Molecule: messenger RNA, 14369 nt
Organism: Hippopotamus amphibius kiboko
Lineage: Eukaryota; Metazoa; Chordata; Mammalia; Artiodactyla; Hippopotamidae
Gene: NDUFAF6
Product: NADH:ubiquinone oxidoreductase complex assembly factor 6
Exons: 9
Coding region: 13-1014 (333 amino acids)
Biological process (GO): biosynthetic process; mitochondrial respiratory chain complex I assembly
Cellular component (GO): mitochondrion
Source: RefSeq, a predicted model, not a curated record